Messenger RNA from Rotaria sp. Silwood1, 699 nucleotides. The record is from the annotation of a GenBank genome assembly. Lineage: Eukaryota; Metazoa; Rotifera; Eurotatoria; Philodinida; Philodinidae.
AUGACUUCUAUACUUCAAAAACUUUUUCCUCGACAUACGUUGUCAACAACAAUAACAUGGUUUCGCUCACUUUCACUCACACCAGUAUAUCAUGGUAAACCACCACCUGAAGUUUUUCGUGGUAGUAAUUGGCAACCAGCUGAUACCAUUCGAACUGAUGAUCAUUCUAGUCCAUUUGGUAUACCUGAUGAUUGGGAUAAAUACAAUCGUGUUGUUUAUCCACCGACAGCACCUGGAGAAGACCCACGAAAAGGAUAUGUUCAUCAUUGUCGAACAUACAUUCGAGGAAAUAUCAAGAAAUAUUGGUUUCUAGCACAAAUGGUACGUGGUAUGAGUAUUGAUGAAGCUAUUAAACAAUUAUCUUUUCAUAAAUUACCGACAGCAAUUCAAAUGCGUGAUACACUUAUCGAAGCACAACAAAUGGCUGUUAAAGAACAUAAUAUUGAAUAUAAAUCUAAUUUAUGGGUGUCUCAAUCAUAUACAAAACGAGCUCUAAUCGUUAAAGGAUUACGUCGACGACCAAAAUAUAGUUUCACUGCCAUACAUUAUCGUUAUUUUCAUUAUAUGGUUCGGCUUGAAGAAGGUCCUGCACCUGGCAAAGAAGGUCUCUAUGGACCUAAAUGGCCUGAAUUAAAUGAUCGUCUUAAUAAGCGAUUAGACCGUUUGAACAAUCGUAGAUUAUUAGGCACUAUAGCAUAA